UCUUAUGAAAUAGGGACCAAAAUACCCAAUGUCCCAUUAUAAUUCCUACCGAAAUCCAAGUCGCGAGCAUGUAUCAUAUCAUUCAUUCGUUCUUCAUGAUGACAUUAACACUCUGUUUAAGCUCAACUCUCUCAUCGACUUCAAUUUCUCCUCCAUUACCUUCGAAUCUAAAAACCCCGAUUUCUCAUUCCAACAAUUCGCAGGUCUUGAUUUCCAGGAGAUACACCUCAUUUUUGCUCUCAAUCUCCCCUUUUCUUCUCUCAUUACCACCCCCUGCAUUCGCAUUCAACAUCGGCAUAUCAGGACCCAAAGAUUGGCUGAGAGAGCAGAAGAAGAAGUCGAUCAAGUAUCUGUUAGCCCCAAUUGACGCCUCCCAACAAAUUCUUCGUCAUGUCUAUCAACUUCUCUUGGCAGAGGAUAAUGUUUUGAAUCCCAAGGAUUUAGAGGAAAUUCAAGAGUUGCUGAAAUCUGCUGGUAGGGAUUGUGUUCUUGAGGAUAGGAACUCCAUUGUUGCAUUUCAAGCUAAAACUGGUGUCGAGGUUUGCACAUUCAAAUUAAUCGUGACUAAUGCAUCUUCAUUGCUUGAUGAUGGUGACUCCGCUAAAUUGGAAGCUGAAGCCAGGCUAAGCAAUCUUAUAAGAUCAUUCACUCUUCUUAAUGGUGUGGUCAAGGAAGCCAAUCUUCAACUUGCCUCACAGAGACAAAAGAUUGCAGAUGCUGUAAUGGAUUCAUUGUCGUCCCUCGACAAAUUUGAGCAAGGUAUCAAGGGAUGCAUCGAAGUAUGACUUCCAUUUGGAUUGCCACGGGUGAAAUUGUAUACAAGCUUAAAGGUUUCUGUAAAUUAGGGAGAUUCUAAAAUGGUAAAAUGAACAAAGUUCACAGUGAUGUGAGCUGAGAAGAAUCUGCUCUUUUCUCUCUUGUAUACAGAGCUGCAACAACAGCAAUCCCUAGACGUACUUUACAGGAAAUACACAUGUACAAAAGAGUGAGGUCACGUGAUAAGUUUGGCAUCACAGAAAAGACAAAAAUAGCUAGAAAAUAGAAUAAAAGGGGGGAGGAUAAUCCCUUAGGCCUGAAUAAUGAGCUGUGAAUGUAGGUGAAAACUUCCAUUUUUUCACAGCCUCCCCUCACGCUGGAGUAUGUGAACAACUCCAAGCUUGGAACCAAGAAAAUAGUGCUGAGAAGAGGGGAGUAUCUUGGUAACCACAUCAGCUAGUUGUAGCUCACUGGGAACAUGUUUGUGUCAAAAAUCCAGAUUGUAUUGUAUUGUCUCACAUAAUGGCAGUCUCUAGGCAGAUGUUCGGUUCUCUCAUGGAACACAAGGUUGUGAGCAAUGUGCUCAGCAGCCUUGUUGUCGCAGAAGAGAGUAAUAGGCUUAGGUAUAUUUAUGUGGAGUGGUACUACAUGAUAAGCUCCUAUAUUAAGCUUCAGCGGAGGGACUUGUUGACUGUCUUCUGCUUCUUGGUCUUCUAAGAAAUCAGGUUAUUGCCCAGGAAAAUGCAAUAAGCACUUAGUGACUUCCAACUAGAGACGCACGAGCUGAAAUCAGCAUCACUGUAUCCACUAACAAUAUGUGUAGAGUCAGAAUUAAUCCAUAAUGAGAAGUUCUCUGGAGAUAUUUGAUAAGGUGAUGAGCAGCUUGGAUGUGUGAGGCUUCCUGGGGUUGCUCAUGAACUGGCUUAAAUGUUGCAGUGAAUAUAUGAAAUGUCUGGUCCUGUAAUCCUUCUGUAAAUAGUUGGAUUCUCCAACACUUCCCCUCAGUUGAAAGUUUUAGACUAAGUGGUAGAGGGGUGUAAGUGUAACCACAUGUUUGCAAUCUUGUAGAUAUGAGUCUUUUAUGAGGUCUUUCACAUACUUGUGCUGA
This is a messenger RNA of Beta vulgaris subsp. vulgaris (sugar beet), 1864 nucleotides long. RefSeq lists its product as uncharacterized. Gene Ontology annotation, cellular component: chloroplast. The record is from RefSeq and is a predicted model, not a curated record. The coding region runs from base 69 to 785 and encodes 238 amino acids. Lineage: Eukaryota; Viridiplantae; Streptophyta; Magnoliopsida; Caryophyllales; Amaranthaceae. The transcript has 6 exons.